Messenger RNA from Lucilia sericata (common green bottle fly), 4745 nucleotides. It is a transcript of the gene RSG7, whose product is annotated as regulator of G-protein signaling 7. The record is from RefSeq and is a predicted model, not a curated record. The transcript has 8 exons. Gene Ontology annotation, biological process: regulation of G protein-coupled receptor signaling pathway; G protein-coupled receptor signaling pathway; intracellular signal transduction. The coding region runs from base 1330 to 3603 and encodes 757 amino acids. Lineage: Eukaryota; Metazoa; Arthropoda; Insecta; Diptera; Calliphoridae.
UAGGGAGACAUUUAUACAUGCAAUAAAAUGAGUAUAAAUUAAGGAAAUAAUACAUGCAGACAUGAAAGGAACAAAAAAAUCGAUUUACAAGGAUACACUCGAUAUUUGAAGGAGCAUAACAAUAAAGGGACAAACACUCAUACAUACUCAUACGUAAAAUAUGAAACGUCAGCACACAUAGGGACAAACAGAUGUAUGUAUGCAAUACAUAUAGUUGAAGCAAAUUGAAACAAAUGAGAAAAUGAUGACAAUAUUAUGACAAAGAGAUACGGGGGAGGACAAGUGGAGAAUAGUACCUUUGGUAGUGGAAGAUGGUACUUUUUUCGGAAAGGCAAGUGUCCCUAGUAAGUAAGUAACACACAGACACACUUCAGAGAAGAACAAAUAAGGAUAUAAAUAACAUAACAACAACUGUAAUAAAAACAACAACAACAUCCACUGCUAAAUACCAGACACACUCAAUACAAAAGUCCUUUGAGAGAGAGCAUAAAAGCAAAAUCAAUUGAAAAUACACAAGUGUGUAAACGGUAAAAGAACUGAAGAAAAAAAGAAUUUUUGCGAAAAAGUUUAUUUUGUUAAAAAGGAAAAAAGUGGAAAAUUUUAGGAAAAUUAAUAAAAAUUUUAACAAAACAAAUUACUGAAACAUAUUUCUGCGAAAACAUGUAAAUAAAGAAAAUAUAAAGUUUUUACUUCAGCAAAAAAAAUUUGUGUUAAAUUUUUGACGGUAGUUUAGGAGGUGGUGAACUUUAAAACAGGAAAAAAAGGUGUGUAGCUUUAAUCAAAUUUUUCCUCAGCCAGGAAAAAAAAACCCAAGAGAAUGUACAUAAUUGACGCGUGAAGUUGGAAGAAAAAAAGUAGAAAACUUUGAAAAUAUGACUCAAAUAUGUUGGUUGUUAAUUGAACCACCAAUUUUGGAAAAGGCCAAUUAAAUGACACACACUACGACACACAAGCACAUACACAGGAGAAACACAUUUAAGGUCUUUUUCCCAAAAAAAAAAAAAUAUUUAUAAUUAUUACUAAUAGAAAUAAUCAUAAAAAACCAAUACCGCCCAGGGUAAAAUUAAUUACAAGAAAUUAAAUAAAAAAAAAAAUUUAAAUUCUGUAACAAAAGGAAAGAAAGAAGAGAAGAAGAAAUUAAUUUCGAUUGAAAAUUAUUGCUGUCAAAGUGUGUAUGUGUUGCUGGUAUUCAAUAGUUCAACAGCCGGAUUGCCGCAUCUAUUUUAAAAACAUCAAUCGAUAUUGAUAACAAGUAAAAAAAAAAAAACAGAGGACAAAAAGGAACAAAAAGGAGAGUAGAGAAGGAGGAUAAACAACAACAAAUAAAAAAUGGUAACAAUGUCUACAGAAGUGGAUACAACACAAACGACCAUCGCCACAAACAUGUCGAACAAAAUGCCAUCGAUAACAAAUUUGAAUUCAUCUAAUGCAACAACUAUAACAACAACAAAUGGUUCCAUAACGGAAAUUAAUGACGAUACAACAAUACCAAUGAAUAAUGGUUGCAGUGAUAUUGCUAAAGAUGCUUUGGUUGAGGAUAAUAAUUUUAGUAAAAAGGAAACCGUAACGCCACCCAUACUGCCCACUGCAGCAGCAACAGAAACACCACCUUCACCCCAAAAACCCAGUAAAGAGGAACCACCUAAAUCACCAAAACCAACCGCCGAUAUUAGCAACAACAAAUUAAAUCCUCAAAUAACUAUAACAGAGUCAGAAGCUCAAGACAACAGUUCUGGACCCUCAACACCAACGACAGCAGCAGCAGCACCACCACCACCAACAGCAGAAAAUCAAGAUAAGAAAGAUGAUACUAACACCACCACUGUAACCACCAUCACCACCGGCAACAGUAGUCCCACUAAAACUACUGUUAUAAGUACAAAAACGGAGACCAAAAUUCAAGCCUCUCCGGAGAAAACCACUAAACCGACUAAUACAACCGCCGCAUCAGUACAAAAUACUACUACUAUCAACAAUAGCAGUGCUCUAGGUUCUACACCCAACACUAACAUCACCACCGCCACCACCAAUAACAAUUCAAAACCUUCGAGCAAUUCGAAUUCUAUAAAUCAAAAUCUUUUAUCAUCAUCAAUGAAUAAAUCUACAAAUCAAUCGUCACAACAACAGUCUACUGCCCCGGGUUCAUCUUCACAAACUACUGGCAUGGGUUGUUCAUCAGCGUCAUCAUCAGCGGCUGCAGCUGGUAGUCAUCAGAAAAAUAAUCAUCAUACACAUAAUGUACAGUCAACGGUGGUUCAGUCCUCGAAUCAUAAUAAGAAAAAUGAAGAUGCUCCUAAUAUUUUGGUCUAUAAAAAGAUGGAGGCUGUCAUAGAAAAAAUGCAAGCCGAAAGUACUGGCGUCUCAGUGCGCACCGUUAAAGGAUUUAUGACAAAAGUUCCUUCGGUAUUUACGGGUGCCGAUUUAAUAUCAUGGAUAUUGAAAAAUUUAGAUGUAGAAGAUGUUACCGAAGCCCUACAUUUUGCACAUUUAUUGGCAUCACACGGUUAUAUAUUUCCUAUAGAUGAUCAUCAGUUGACGGUGAAAAAUGAUGGAACAUUUUAUAGAUUUCAAACUCCCUACUUCUGGCCCUCUAAUUGUUGGGAACCCGAAAACACAGACUAUGCGGUUUAUUUAUGUAAACGGACUAUGCAGAAUAAAACCCGCCUGGAAUUGGCCGAUUAUGAGGCAGAGAAUUUGGCUAAAUUACAGAAAAUGUUUUCCAGAAAAUGGGAAUUUAUAUUUAUGCAGGCUGAAUCCCAAAGUAAAGUGGCUAAAAAGCGUGACAAAUUGGAGCGUAAGGUUUUAGACUCUCAGGAAAGAGCCUUUUGGGAUGUGCAUCGACCCAUGCCGGGUUGUGUGAAUACUACUGAAAUUGAUAUUAAAAAAGCAUAUCGUCGUGGCUGUUCGAGUCAUGGUACCGGUUCGGCCGGGGCAGCAGUUACGAAAAAUCCUAUAGAACAAUUAACACGUAUUAUAACGUUGCGUAAGCAGAAAUUAGAACGUCGUACUAUAAAAGUAUCAAAAGCAGCGGAAGCAUUGGUAUCUUACUAUGAGCAAUAUAAUGAAUUUGAUUACUUUAUAACCUCACCGGAAUUGCCCAAUCCUUGGCAAACUGAUAGUACCGAAAUGUGGGAGGCCGAGAAAAAUAGCAAAGAGGUGCCCAUGCGUCGAGUCAAACGUUGGGCCUUUAGUAUGCGUGAGUUAUUGAAAGAUCCCAUGGGCCGUGAACAAUUUGCCAAGUUUUUGGAAAAGGAAUACAGUUAUGAGAAUUUACUUUUCUGGGAAGCGGUUCAAGAUAUGAAAGCUUUGCCUCAAUCUGAAAUCAAAGAAACCAUACAGCGUGUAUGGAAUGAAUUUCUAGCACCCGAUGCUCCUCGCGCCGUAAAUGUGGACUCUAAAUCGGUAGAAUUAGCCAGAGAAGCGGUAAAUUCUCCCAAUGGCCCCAAUCGCUGGUGUUUCGAUGUGGCAGCCGCUCAUGUUUAUCAUCUAAUGGAAAGAGAUUCUUAUCCCCGCUAUUUACGUUCCGAUAUGUACAAGGAUUAUAUCAAUUGCUCACGCAAGAAGGUCAAGUCUAUACCAAAUCUAUUUGGAGUGAAACGCUGAAGUGUAGUUCCCGCGGUUGGUACAACAACCGCGGCUCAUUCCUCAUCCCUAUCAUCACAAGGCGGCCAGGGGGCAGGAGGAGGAGGUGGUGGAUCAGGAGCCAGUACCUCCUCAGCUGGUACUAGUCAUUCACAACAACAUGCCCAUCAUCAUCACAGAUCAUCAUCAUAAAUUUUCAUUGAAACACAAUAGUAGAAAUCAAGAAAUCAAGAGCCAGGAAUUGUAGGGUAUAAAAAUGGAUCUCCUCAAAAAAUUUAAAAAAAAAUAAUAAACUAAAUGUGCAACACAUGUUCUUUUUUCUAGGUUUUAAAUAAAAUUUGAAGAGAAAAAAGGAAAGCAAUUUAGAAAAAUACCAAAAUUGUUUUCUUUUUUUCAAAAAAUAAAAAUAUAGAAAAUUAAAUGUAAUUUGUGUUAAAUACAUGUAUAAAACUAACAAAAAAAAACUUAAAUAAAAAUAAGUUUAAAAUUAUAUUUAAAAUUAAAAAAAAAAAACUAAAUAUUAUUUGUUAUAAUAUUCAAUGUAAAACCACCCAUAAUCAAAUAAUAACAAUAAAAACCACCCACUUUAAAAAAAAAUUGUUUCAUGGAAUAAAACCAUAUACUUGUUCUACUAAAAAGGAUUUGAAAAACACUAUAAAAUUUUUCAUACAAGUACUACAAUUGACCCAUAAAACUGUACCACACACAUGUUUAGUUGAAAUAUGUAACCAAUUAAAAUGGUUAUUAAAAGUUAUUUAGAGAAAAGAGGAAUAAAUAAUAAAUGAACUAAAGGAAUAAAAAAAAAUUAAAAUUGUCAUUAAUAGUUAAAUGAAUAUUAAUUAAUUGUAUUGUAUUAAAAAUAUUAUGCAGAUAAUUUUAAAUAUUAAAAAACAAAAAUUGAAAAAAAAAAAACAACAAAAAAUAAUAAUCUAUAAAUAAAAAAAAUUUAUAAAUGUUUUAAUUGUAUAGUUUAUAACUGCCAAAAGAACUUUUUUUUCAUAAUCUGAACACAGACAGCUUUUUUAGUGAUUCCCCGGUACAUAUCAUUCAAAAUGGUUAAAAUCGGUCUAUUAUUUGGACUAGCCCCCAUACAACCGUAUCCCCCGAACAUGGCUUGUGAGCUCAUAAUUAUGUUAAAUGUUCUAGUAUAUCAAGACAAAUCG